AACUUCCUGUUUCCGUAAAUGGAGCGGUUGUAUGCAUCUGUCAAAGAUCCAAAAGGCUUUUAUAUUUAAUGUCAACAUCGAGAAAAGUUGGUGUCAGCUAUGUCUCGGCAUGCGAACAUUUUUAGAUCAACAUCUUGCAAAUUAUUUACGAUAUAUGGCAGCCUGCCAGCAUGGCAACAGUUCAGAAAUACUCCCCGAAGAUGUGUGUCAACGUUACGAAAUAGGAAAACUCAAUGUCAAAGCAGUACAGUCUUGGGUAUAUUAAGUGCGUCAAGAAUAGAGACAGGAAGUAAUCGUUUGAUUUUACAAAACAUUUGUAUUCCUGCCUUCAAUUUGUCGAUCCACAAAUUUUCUACUUCCACGAAUAGGUAUAAUGGCGGUGCAUCUCCAGGGAAAAUGAAAAGGCAGCUUCAAGAAGGAAUGUAUGGCGAGGGAUUUCGAGGACGUAUGUUUGACAUAAGAAACUCUUCAAAACUGGUGACAUCAUUCCCACAUUUACCAGUAUACGAGAUAAAUAGAAAAUGGAUGUUACAUGUAUUCCCAUCAUAUUAUUUAGGACAAGUUGGCAAAGGUUUUUCUGCUGGCGAAUUCAUGGGUGGAGCAGACAUGGCAGUGGAACCUAUACUGGCAUCUGCCGGCAGUGGAAACUUUGAUGAACUUUAUGACUUCAUGGAUGAAGAGACGAUAGCGGAGAUGAUGCUGAAUCGUAAGAACAUAAACACAGAAUUACUCAGCAUGCUGUCGGAGGAGGUCAUCUUUGACAUGUCCUUUGUUAACGAACGCACUCUGUGUUCAUAUGAGAUUGAACAACUUCAGGACAAAGGUUGCUCGAGAGUCAGUAUAACUGGUAUUCUGAGAGGUGAUGCCAUGAUAUCCACAGCAAUGGGUAAAACCUUAAACAGAAUUAUCUCCCCUACAUGGAUGAAGAAGCCUCAAGAUAUCCCCAUGGACAUUGAUAUCCACUUUAUGUUUAGAUGUUCCAGACAGUAUACAUAUGACGAGCCGCACAGGGACUGGACAAUCGAUGGGUUCACCUUCCUCAUAGAUGUCCCUGAGCUAUUCAUUGCCUACAUACUUUAAUUUUGUGCUGAACUUAAGAUUUAUUAAAUUGAUAUUGAAAUUUUA
Molecule: messenger RNA, 1125 nt
Organism: Pecten maximus
Lineage: Eukaryota; Metazoa; Mollusca; Bivalvia; Pectinida; Pectinidae
Exons: 5
Coding region: 100-1080 (326 amino acids)
Source: RefSeq, a predicted model, not a curated record